Molecule: messenger RNA, 1445 nt
Organism: Ananas comosus (pineapple)
Lineage: Eukaryota; Viridiplantae; Streptophyta; Magnoliopsida; Poales; Bromeliaceae
Product: CBL-interacting protein kinase 6-like
Exons: 2
Coding region: 209-1258 (349 amino acids)
Biological process (GO): signal transduction; protein phosphorylation
Molecular function (GO): ATP binding; protein kinase activity
Source: RefSeq, a predicted model, not a curated record
GGAGGCGGCGGCGGCGGAGGGGGUGGUCGCAUGCUCCGCCUCGUCCCGAUGCGGCGGCGGAGGCGGCGGCGUCCUCGGCGGGCGCUACGAGCUUGGCCGCGUCCUCGGCCGCGGCGCCUUCGCGAAGGUCCACCGCGCCCGCGACCUCCGCUCCGGCCGCGCCCUCGCCAUCAAAGUCAUCCACAAGGAUAAGAUUCUGCAAUACGGCAUGGCCGAGCAGCUGAUGCGCGAGAUCUCAGCGAUGAAGACGCUCCGCCACCCGAACGUGCUCGAGCUGUAUGACGUCAUGGCGAGCCGCUCGAAGAUCUACCUCGCAAUGGAGCUGGCCGGCGGCGGCGACCUCUUCUCCCGCAUCGCCGCCGGCCGCCGCCUACCCGAGGACGCCGCCCGCCACUUCUUCCGGCAGCUCGUCUCCGCCGUCGCCUUCUGCCACUCCCGCGGCGUCUGCCACCGCGACCUCAAGCCCGAGAACCUCCUCCUCCUCGACGUCGACGGCAGCCCCCUCCCCACCCUCAAGGUGGCAGACUUCGGCCUCAGCGCCCCCCUCGCCGGCUGCCUCCUCCGCACCGCCUGCGGCACGCCGGCCUACACCGCGCCGGAAGUCCUGCGGAAGAGAGGAUACGACGGGCGGAAGGCCGACGCGUGGUCGUGCGGCGUCGUCCUCUACGUGCUUCUCGCGGGCUUUCUGCCAUUUCUAGACGACGACAUCAUCCGCAUGCAUAAGAAGAUGCUGAGAAGCGACUUCCGCUGCCCGCCGUGGCUCUCGGCCGACGCGCGGAGGGUGCUGACGGGCUUGCUCGAUCCCGAUCCCGAUAGCAGGACGACGAUCGCGAAGCUUGCGGAGGCGCCGUGGCUCAAGAAGUGCCCGAUCCCGCGAGGUUUGUCGCAAUCCACGGAGAAGUGGAAGAGGAAGGAGGCGGCGGCGGAGGAGGAGGAGGCGGCGGCGACGAUGAACGCGUUUCAUUUGAUUGCGUUGUCGGAGGGAUUCGACCUGUCGCCGCUUUUCGCGGAGAGCGGCGGGGAGGAGGAGGAAGAGAUGAGGGCGGCCGCGAAGAAGGAGAGGGCGAGGGGAGUGGUUUCGACGCUGGAGAGAGUGGCGAGGGCUAGGGUGACGAUCGCAGCAGCGGCAGCGGCGGCAGCAGCGGCAGCAGCAGCAGUUGAAGUUUUUCCGGUGACGCCGUUCUGCCGUGAUGAGCUCCGGCCUGCUGUUAAGUUCGUAAUGUGGGCGGAGUCAGAAACUCAAGUUUCUGCUGCUUAAUUGGUAUCUUUUGUACGUAGCAUGGCUUAAUUUAUCUGCGAUCUUAACUGUUGGAUACAUAAUAUCUGUGUUGUUACUUUGUAAGAGGAAAUAGACACUCAUAGAGUGCUCUACUAGGUAUAUGAUAUCUUUUGGUCCAUUUGAUGGUUGGAUCAUUUCGAAUUCCUAAGAGGAAUUGGGGAUUUAA